Iphiclides podalirius (scarce swallowtail) is the source of this 210-nucleotide messenger RNA. NCBI's taxonomy places the organism in Eukaryota, Metazoa, Arthropoda, Insecta, Lepidoptera, Papilionidae. The record is from the annotation of a GenBank genome assembly.
AUGGAUCCUAGAGCACAGGCUUCUGAGCAUCUCGCCGAUGUAGCCGACAAGAUGCGUCGCGCUCGGCCGGCCGACGCUGCCCGCUACACGCUGACGCUACCACUACCAUCCGGCGGCACAACUCUCACUGCGCGCGCCGCGUGCGGUUGUCGCUCGGUCGUAUCGUGCCUCGCUCGCCCACCUAGCCCGCUCAGACCCCGACGCACACCU